UCGGGCUGCACGCGCUGCGACGGUUGACUCGGAGCUUCGCGCUAAUGGUUAACUUUCCCAGCGCGUUACGUUAACAUCCGCUUUCGUCAGUAAGUUAGCAAACAGUUCCGCUAACCGAGCCCACGUGACGCUAGCUCACCUGGGCACCGCUGCUGCCAGGUCGCUUUGUCGCUGUGAUACCUUCAUGGACAGUUCGCGGUAAUCGGGAGAAGACGGAGCUGCCGCCGGUGUAAAACGUUUUUGGGGAACUGAAGUCCUCAUCCCUCACCUGUUGAAACUGGAUUUUGAAGGUUCAGCGAUGGAUUUUCACCAAUAACCUUCCCUCGAUUGAACCCGUGGCUGUCGUUAUAUUUGCUUCAAUGUCCCACGGAGAGGAAAUAUCCUAGACUAGAAACCUCCAUCUACAGUUGACACUUUUUCACUGUUUGGCGCCCGUGCAGUCCCACAGCGAUGGGCUUCUGUUUGCCUGUGUGCAAGACUUUGCGGAGGGGGAAGUAUGUCCUACUCCUCUUUGUCUCGCUGUCGGUGCUGGCGUGGAUCGCAGCUCUUUCAGGCGACACAGUGAAAUCCGCUCUGGUCUUCGCCCCCUCGCCACAAACUCUCAUCAAAGCCGACGGUCUGAGGGAUCGACCCAACACCGAGCCGCCGGCGCCCGAUCGAGUAGAAACUCAAACGCCAAAAGUGGAAUGCCCUAAGGAAUCGCCAUUGCUACAGGGCUCUGUGAAGCUGUCCUUUGAAUCCUCUCUGACGCUGAAGGAGGUGGAGAGUCAAAACAAAGGCGUGGCCGAAGGCGAGUACGAGCCGUCGGACUGCACGGCGAGGCAGAGCGUGGCGGUGCUCAUCCCUCAUCGCAGCAGAGAGAGACACCUCCUCUACCUCUUGAACCACCUGCACCCCUUUCUGCAGAGGCAGCAGCUGCACUACGCCAUCUACGUCAUCCAGCAGGCUGGUGACGCAACUUUUAACCGUGCCAAGUUACUCAACGUCGGGUAUUUGGAGGCACUGAAGGACUACAGCUGGGAGUGCUUCAUCUUCCACGACGUGGACCUGGUUCCCGAGAACGACCACAACUUGUACGUCUGUGACGAUCAGCCCAAACACCUGGUGGUCGGCCGGAACGCCACCGGAUACAAGCUGCGCUACAAAGGCUACUUUGGAGGCGUCACGGCGAUGACCAAAGACCAGUUCCACCAAGUGAACGGAUUCUCCAACACCUACUGGGGUUGGGGCGGAGAAGACGACGACCUCCGCAUCAGGGUCGAGCUGCAGAAAAUGAAGAUCGUGCGGCCGCCCGCCGACGUCGCUCGCUACACCAUGGUGUUCCACAAGCGGGACAGCGGCAACGCAAUAAACAAAGACAGGAUGAGGCUGUUGGGACAAACUCCUCUGGUGUGGAAGAAGGACGGACUGAACAGCUGCUCGUAUAAGACCAUGUCGCUCGAGAGGCCGCCGCUGUACGUGAACGUUACCGUGGACAUCGGUAAGCCGUAGAAGGGAGACGACCAAUGGGAAGCCCGACUGGGACCCACACACACGUUAUGGUACACGUCUCUGAAGACUGAGCAAUAUGACCCACGAUAGGGACAGAUUUGGUAACAUUUUACUUGAACCACUCCUCUUCAGAUAAGCUUUAUUAUAGCGACAGAUUGCUCUUAAUUUUCACAAGUCGACCAAAUGAUGCAGCCGCUCGAGUUUUAUUGUUUUUAGAUAUCGUCACCUUCCUAAAAUAAUGGCCUAUGUCAUUUUUUGGGACUUUUUUCUCUCUCUUUUUUUGCCUGAAUCAUCUCAUGAUACUGGCCACCUCUGGUAAAACUGCCUCCAUCCUCAGUUGAACACAUCAUGUGAUUCUACCCCUGUAGUCUAAUGUAUCACAAUAUCAUAUAUAGGUCAACAUGUGGUCAAGUUCUUUGUAUUUAAAAAAAAAAACUGUAAAAAUGACUGGCUAUAAUUUUAUUAAGGUGAGGAUAUACAUCUCAGGUGGACAGUCUGUUCAACUUGAGCUCACCUCUCAUACACAUGUGAUUGUUUUUAGGGUUUGGUUUUUUUCUACUGUGAGUUGAACACUUUUACAUGUAAAGAUGUUGUUGAACUCCAACUUCUCAAAAAGAUUUUGUAAGAAUAUAAAACCAAGACAAUUGGGGGUAAUGUAGCAUUAAAUGUUUGACCAUUUUUUAAAUUUUAAUUUGUUCUUGUGAUGCCAUAAUAAUUAUUUGAGAAUGGCAUUCGUUGGAUUAAUUUUCAAUGUUUGCGGGUUGGUUUUGGGAUGAUUUAUUGUAUUGGUUGAUGGGAUCAUGCAGAUCACUUCAAUUAUGAUGUUUUUUCUCUUUAGAACACAUAUUUAAUAAAUAGUAUUUUCUUAUGAA
Messenger RNA from Pseudoliparis swirei, 2363 nucleotides. RefSeq names its product UDP-Gal:betaGlcNAc beta 1,4- galactosyltransferase, polypeptide 4 (gene b4galt4). Gene Ontology annotation, molecular function: glycosyltransferase activity. Gene Ontology annotation, biological process: carbohydrate metabolic process. The record is from RefSeq and is a predicted model, not a curated record. NCBI's taxonomy places the organism in Eukaryota, Metazoa, Chordata, Actinopteri, Perciformes, Liparidae. The coding region runs from base 451 to 1491 and encodes 346 amino acids. The transcript is spliced from 7 exons.